GGCUGUGAGUAUUAAAAGUGUGGGAAAGAUAAAACGCCUGGACAGUCUGCUUGAAUACCAAGGAAGAGAUUGACCCGAUUCUCAGCCACGUCUGUACCAGGGAAGGGUGACUGGAAAUUGACUGUGGUCGGUUGCUCACACCUACGCCGUGUCCUUCAUCAGGUUGCUGGACUUUACCUGGCAACUAUUCGCAAUGCCGCUCACGGGACUCGCAAACUGCCUCCUGGUCCAUCCCAUAAAUCAUUUCCAAGGUAGACUCGAGAGAGGAAGAAAGGGUCGAGAGGUCCAUUCCCACAACCCGCAAAACUCCACAUGUUGAUGGAUACCUGGAGAACGUUGGCGGUGGCCACACACUCUCAAAAAAUUUACACAGACUGGGCUAAUCACUACCUGGCUAAGUCGGGCUGUCCGCGGCUCAUCAAGGACCUGAGCCAGGACGUCACCGAUGGAGUCCUGCUGGCGCAGAUCAUCCAGAUAAUAGCCAAUGAGAAGGUGGAGGAUAUCAAUGGCAGCCCUCGGAGUCAAACCCAAAUGAUUGAAAAUGUGGACGCCUGCCUCAGUUUUCUAGAUGCCAGAGGAGUGAAUGUACAAGGGCUCUCAUCUGAAGAGAUCAGGAAUGGCAACCUGAAAAGCAUCCUGGGCCUCUUCUUCAUCCUGUCCCGCUAUAAACAGCAGCAGCAGCAACAGCAGCAGUAUUACCAGUCGCUGGUGGAGCUCAGCCAGCAAGGCGGCGGCGGCAGCUCGGCAACAUCUGCCAGCAAGUCUCAAGAGAUGCAGUCCAGUCUCACAGCACGAUAUGCAAGUCCUCCGGGGCAUACUGGAAUAGGGUCGCCACAGAAGAAGAACACAAGGUUACCGGGACCUUCCAGGGUACCCGCUGCAGGCAGCGGGGCCUCCAGGAGUCCGGGUUCUUCCAAUCUGAACCGGCGCAGCCAGAGCUUCAACAGCAUCGACAAGAGCAAACCGCUCCAGUACGCCAGCGGCAACGACAGAGAGGCGAUGAGGAGCAUCCCGGUAGCCGGCGGGAUAGGUGGGUCGGUUCCUACCAGCAUAAAUGGGCAGCAGCUGGCCUCUGCCAUUCCCUCGUCCGCCGCCAGCAAGUCCUGGCGGAGCAAGUCCAUGAACCUCAAGCACAGCGCCACUUCCUCCAUGUUGGCCAACCCUACGAACUCACCGUCCCUAAACCCGCAGAGCCAGGAAGGCAUGGACGGCCCCAAAGUCGGCGCCGCGCCCCACAGGUCCAUGCUGGAGAAGUUCCGAAUGAUCAACCCUCGAUCGGCCUCCCGGGUCUCGCCGUCCAUGGCUGAGAUGGCUCUUCAGGAAGAGGACGAUAUGUCCGAGUACGGCGAGGACGCACUUACGCCCACGGGCUCGGUAUGCAGCAGUAGCGGUAGCAGUGUUACGGCCAAACAGAUCUCCUCCAAGUCCUCCUUGAGCGCCACAAGCAAGACCUCGUCGUCCUCCUCGUAUUCCAAGGCUUCUGCAAACUCCAGUAGGUCCAAAGACAAGGAGGACAAAAGCAAGUCUGCCAGCAAGCAAGCCUGCGUUCCAUCCAAAGAGGAGCGAGACUUUGCGGACUCGGCGAAGACGAAAACGUCUAAAAUCGCCAGCUUCGUGCCUAAGGGAGCAAAACAAGCAAAGAAAGAUGGCAGCUGCUCCUCCUCGGUUUCCAGUGGAAUCCCCAAACCAGGACUUAAAGCCCCUUCCACGAUUGUAACAAAGGGUCAAUCUCAAAACCAGAUGGGCCUAAACAGCAGUGCGAACCUUCGGGGAGGAGAACCAGACAGAAGCAAACUCGUCAAAGGCGGACAAGGCGGACAAGGCAGCGGCGGCGGUUUCUACACGCAGAGAUCCGUCGGAGCUCCUGAGGGCAAACGAACCAGCAUGACCUCUUCCACCAGCACCUCGGCCUUGUCCGCAUCCAGCGGGGUCCUGGCAGGGGCGGCUCUCGGAGGGAACGGAGUGGUUCAGCUCCCGCAGCAGCAACAGCACAACCACCCCAACACUGCAACCGUGGCUCCCUUCAUGUACAGGACCUUCUCAGAGAAUGAUUGUACCAUGGUGGCCCCGGCCGACCCCUGCCUCAGUCCAACCAAGGGGGAGUUGGUCUAUAGCAAGACAGCCAAACAGUGCCUGGAGGAGAUAUCAGGAGAAGACCCGGAGAUGAGACGAAUGAGGACGGUAAAGAACAUUGCUGAUCUGCGGCAGAACCUGGAAGAGACCAUGUCCAGUCUCAGGGGGACGCAGAUCAGCCACAGCACACUAGAGACCACCUUCGACUCAACCGUGACCACAGAAGUCAGCGGGCGGAGUCUCCCGGCCCUCGCCACCCGCUCCUCCCCCAUGGCCUGGCGCCUCGGCCAAACGCAAACGCCGCGUCUCCAGGCGGGCGAAGCCCCCUCCAUGCCCGGCGGUUACCCCGCAGCCCGUGCAGGCGCGGCGGGCGGCGCCACCGCCGCCACGGCGGCGGGGCGCUACGGCGGCCACUCUGACCCCUCCAGGUUUGUGUACAGCGCCCCCCUGAGGCGAUCGGCAGGGGCGCGGGGGGCGGAGCAAAGUGACAGGGGAGGAGGAGGAGGGCUGGAAGGAGGGAAGCAGAUGGAGAUGGCGGGGUACAUGAGCGAUGGGGACGUCCUGGGAAAGAACGGACGGAUGGAUGAGAUCCCCAGCGGAUAUCUAACAGAUGGAGGUCUGCAUUUGUACGCGCGGAAUACGGGCCGGGCAGCCGACGCGGCUUCUUCUCGAGAAGUCUCGCACCGAGGGAGCAAAGAGAUCCAAGGCGACGUGGACAGCUGGGACGACAGCAGCUCGGUGAGCAGCGGCCUGAGCGACACCUUGGACAACAUCAGCACCGACGAUCUCAACACGCCUUCCUACUCGGCCGUCGGGUCGUCACGCAAAAGCAAAGGCGCCCAGUCCCAGAAAACCAGUAAGUCCAAGCAUGCCGAUCAGGAGGUGAGCAGCAGCUGGGUCGGAGCUGAGGACCUGAAAAAGGUGGAGGAGGAACUCGACGCAAGCAUGGACCCCAACGCCGGCUCAUCCCGCUGGAAGUCUUCCUCGUCGUCUUCUCAAGCCCAGGGCCAGUACGAGGACGCGAGUCAGAAGGCCGCAACGUUGGCCCAGAUAUCCCAGACUGGCUCACUGAGAAGGGGCAUGACGGCCCAGGUUGGCAUCACGCCACCCAGGACAAAAAGUUCUUCUGGAUCACACAAAACAGCAGGCAAGACGGAUGAUGCCAAGGCGUCGGAGAAAGGGAAGGUGCCCUCCAAGGGUUCUUCUUGUAUCCAACGCUCCCCCUCCGACGCUGGGAAGAGCAGCGGAGACGAGGGCAAGAAACCCCCGUCUGGAAUCGGACGCCCGCCUACCACGAGUUCUUUUGGAUUCAAGAAGAUCCCUGGUUCAAGUGGGACCGUAAUCACCUCCAGCGGUGCCACGCUCGCAAGUGGCUCAGCCACCCUGGGCAAGGCACCUAAAUCAUCAGCUGCCCUCGGAAAAGGCACCGGCAUCGGUGGCGUGCGGAAAACCAGCCUGGACGGCUCCCAACCUCAGGACGACGGUAUCCUGCUCAGUUGCGGAGGCUCCAAAGUGUCCCUCCAGUACCGCUCUCUACCCAGACCGGCUAAAUCGUCCAGCGGGGUGGCGGCGGCAGGGCGCGGCGGACACCGCUCCAGCUCCAGCAGCACCGACUCCAACGUCAGCGGCAAGUCGGCCGCGGCGGCCAACCAAGUCAAACGCAGGGACGCCGGGAAGGUGUGCUCCGAUCGUUCCAGUCCCAUCAACAUGAACCAGACGGACAAGGAGAAAGUGACGGAGCAGGAGCCGGGAUUGUCCACUUCCAGCCCCACCUCCACUUCGGCGGGCCAGACAAGCCUCAGGCAGCCGAGCUCCAAGUACCCUGACAUUGCGUCCCCGACUUUCCGCAGAUUGUUUGGCACCAAAGCCAGCAGCAAGGCCAGCUCCCCGGGCACGCCCGACUCUGGCAAAUGCCCCUCAAUCCUGGGCAGCCCGCACGGUACUCUGGCGAGGCAGGCCAGUCUGGACUCGCCCUCUUCCGGCACGGGGAGUCUGGGCGGCCUGAGCGGCGGCAGCAGCCCGCUGUACGGCAAAGGCCCGGACCUCCUUUGCGGCGACUCGCCCGCCUCCAGCCCGGCCUCUGGCCUCUCGCUGCCGUCCAACGCUCGGCCCUGGCCUGCCUGUGGCUCGUCCGCUGGCAGCAAGGACACGUUGAGCUGCCAAAGCAUGAGCAGUCUGCACACGAGCUCUGAGUCCAUUGACCUGACUCUGGGCCACCACGGGCCCAAGGUUACCAGAACCGGCAGUGUCAAGUCCACCCUGUCCGAGGGCAUGCCUCUUGACAGAAACACCCUUCCCAAAAAGAGACUGAGGUACCCGCCGUCAUCCAGGCCCCAUGAAGACGGCAUGGAGUGGCUCAGGUCGCACUCGACGGGGGGGCUUCAGGACUCGGGAAGUCAGUCGCCAAUGUCCCCGCCUGGAGCUUCUUCUACCACCACUGGAAAAUACCACUACUCCAACCUUUUGAGCCCGACUCACAUGGGCCAGUACAACCUGCCGCCGGGCAGCAGCAGCAUGAGCCGCUCCAACAGCAUCCCCGCCCAGGACUCCUUCGACCUAUACGGCGAGGGGCACCCAUUGGGUGGCAGCGCCACCUCCCUGGAAGACCGCCCGCGCGGCAUCAGCCGCUCAGGCUCCUUCCGGGACAGCACCGACGAAGUGCACGGUUCUUCGUUGUCGCUGGUGUCCAGCACGUCUUCGCUCUACUCCGCGACGGAAGAGAAGGCGCAUUCGGAGGGCCAAACAGUCCAAAAUUCCACGCAAAUCAGAAAACUGCGGCGGGAGUUGGAUGCUUCUCAAGAAAAGGUCGCGACCCUGACGUCCCAACUGUCUGCCAAUUCUCACCUGGUGGCCGCCUUUGAGAAGAGCCUGAGUAACAUGACAUGUCGCCUACAGAGUCUCACCAUGACGGCCGAGCAGAAGGAGACCGAAUUGGUCGAGCUGAGGGAGACAAUCGAGUCACUGAAGACUCAGAACACCGACGCCCAGACAGCCAUCCAGGUGGCUCUCAACGGCCCCGAUCACUUCCAUAGAGACCUGCGUAUCAGACGUCAGCAUUCAUCUGAAAGCAUGUCGAGCAUCAACAGUGCGGCCAGCCACUCCAGCAUGGGCAGCUUGGGCAAGGAUGCCGAGGACAAGAACAAGAAGAAGAAGAAGAACUGGGUGGCUGAUUCCAUCCCGGCUCAGCUCCGCAGUUCAUUCAAGCACGCCUUCAGCAAGAAGAAGACCAAGUCGCAGUCGUCCCAUGACGAGAUGGAGGAGAUGAGCGACUCGCUGCCGUCCUCGCCCAAACUGCAGCAUGACAACCGUCAGGGCAGCGUCGCCACGCUGCGCUCGUCGCCGUCCACCACUGACAAGUGCCUAUGCAAUAGCGAGUUCUCCUCCGUUUGGACACCAAAGAAAAAGUUAAACGGUCACGUGGUCUACAAGCACCGAUCUCGGCUGUGCGAGUGCACCGAAGCCGAGGCCGAGAUCAUCCUGCAGCUCAAGAACGAGCUGAGGGAGAAAGAGCUCAAGCUGACUGACAUCCGGCUCGAGGCGCUGAGUUCCGCCCACCACCUGGACCAGAUCCGGGAAGCCAUGAAUCGCAUGCAGAACGAGAUCGAGACGUUAAAAGCGGAGAACGACCGCCUCAAAUCCAGCGGCAGCGCCACGCCGACCGCCACUCCCGCCAAGACGGCUCGGCCGCCCUCGGAGACGUCCAGCACGUCCUCGUCCUCCUCUCGCCAGUCCCUGGGCUUGUCUCUCAACAACCUCAACAUCACCGACACCAUCAUGUCAGAUAUUCUGCUUGACGACAGCUACGAAGGUAACCUGCGCAAAGAAGGCCGCAGCGUGCGGAUAGUGGUCAACAUCAGCAGCGGGCCGAGCACGACCAAGGGAAAGCAAAUGCAGGAGUACCUGAUUGGCUCCAUAGGUGUGAGUGGGAAAACCAAGUGGGACGUCCUAGAUGGAGUGAUUCGACGCCUCUUCAAGGAGUACGUAUUUCGGGUGGACCCGGUGACCAGUCUGGGCUUGAGCUCGGAUAGCAUCGUCUGCUACAGGAUGGGCGAGGUGGUCCGCUCCCACUCCUCCGAAGUGCCUGAGCUGCUGCCCUGUGGCUACCUGGUGGGCGAAAGCAACGUCAUCAAGGUCAACCUUAAAGGCGUGAAAGACAGCAGCAUAGACAGCCUUGUGUUCGACACGCUCAUCCCCAAGCCCAUCAUCCAGCGGUACCUCAAUUUAUUGAUGGAGCACCGUCGCAUCAUCCUUUCGGGCCCCAGCGGUACCGGCAAGUCCUUCCUGGCCGCCAAGCUGGCCGAGUUCAUCAUUUCCCAGAUGGGCCAGGAAGUCACCGAGCACAACGUCGCCAGCUUCAACGUGGACCAGAACUCCAGCAAGGACCUGCGUCAGUACCUCUCCAACCUAGCCGAGCGCUGUAACUCCGAGAGCACGGACACGAAGCUCCCCACCGUAGUCAUUCUGGACAACCUCCACCACAUUAGUUCCCUCAGUGACAUCUUCAAUGGCUUCCUCAACUGCAAGUACCACAAAUGCCCAUAUGUCAUUGGGACUAUGAACCAAGGCGUGUCCUCCUCUCCCAACCUUGAGCUGCAUCACAACUUCAGGUGGGUGCUGUGCACCAACCACACGGAGCCCGUCAAGGGCUUCCUGGGCCGCUACCUGCGGCGGAAGCUGAUCGAAACAGAGAUCCAUAAAAACGUGCGCAGCAACGACCUCAUCAAGAUCAUCGAUUGGAUUCCCAAGACGUGGCAGCACCUCAACGGCUUCCUGGAGGCCCACAGUUCCUCCGACGUCACCAUAGGUCCUCGCCUCCUCCUGCCCUGUCCCAUGGAUGUGGAGGGGUCCCGAGUGUGGUUCACCGACUUGUGGAACUACUCCCUGGUGCCCUACCUGCUGGAAGCUGUCCGAGAAGGACUUCAGCUGUACGGCAAGCGGGCGGCGUGGGAAGACCCGUCCAAGUGGGUGUGCGACACGUACCCGUGGCACGCCGCCGCCGCCCCCGUGCAGCAGCAGCUGCAACAGCAGCAGGACGGCCAGUCAUUGCUGCAGCUCAGGCCCGAGGACGUGGGCUACGACGGCUACAGCUCGUCCAAGGAGGGGGCCUCGUCCAAGCAGGUGUCCCAGAGCGACACCGAGGGAGACCCCCUGAUGAACAUGCUGCUGAGGUUGCAGGAGGCGGCCAACUACUCCAGCGCGCAGAGCUGCGACAGCGACAGCGCCAGUCACCAUGACGACCAUCUGGACUCAUCGCUGGAAUCGACGUUAUGAGCUACGCUAGGCUAACGGGACAUGCUCCUAGUGCAAGUACAUGAUGAGUUGUAUGGAUUUGUUCAAAUCGACCUGCUUCAUCGUAGUUCCAAAACGGUUUCACAUUCAACGCAUCGCAAACGACUUCCUGAAAGUUCAACUAAAUAUUCUUAAAUUGACCAAAACCCUCUUCUGCUAAAAAUAUAUCCCGUCCCGACAUACAAAGCUUCUCUUUCAGUCGAGAUGUUUCACUUUGACUUCUGCGACACACAUUUAGCCUGGGCUUUGGCGCCAUCUUGUGGCCUUAACUGUAAUCGUCAGCCCAAAUUGAAGUCAUCCCAUGUUCAUUUCCUGCAUUUUCUUCCAUACAACUUCUCAUCUAAGUGCACUAAGGGUCUAGUUCAUCAUCUGUGGAAUCUGAAUAUUCUUUCUGCGUUCGAUCCCUGUUACGUGACAUGUUUACAACAUGAACAAGAAGUUGGGCAGGUACUAUUGUUGAUGUAGUUCUUUGUUUACAAAAGUGCUUCGUUUGGUUCAAAAAUCCUUCCAAAGGGUUGCUCACUCUUCCACCGCGGUGUCAAUUUAGUCCCAAUUUGACAGUUUCUACGAUGUUCUGAUGAUCUCCUGUGGCCAUAAUGGAGCUGGGCCUCACAUGAGUAUUUAUAAGCCCAUCACCUCCCUGCCCACAAUCGAUCUGCCACAUUAUGCUACUGUGAAGAGAAUGGAUACGAGCCAAUGUCUGCCAAAUAACGCACGCCCGAUUAAACCAGUGCGGAUCGGUCGAAGAAAACACUUUAACAAGGGAACAAUGAUAUUGGUGCUUUCUCGUUGCCUUAAGUGUGAAAAAGAUUAUGGAAAGAGGGGGCGGAGCCUACUUCCAUCGGCUAUGAUAUUGCUUCCUGUUUCCCUUUUUAACAGGUGUAAAGUGCUAAAUCAUAGAGUUCAUGUUGUAUGUGAAUUCUAAACUGACCAAUAUUAUUAAAAAAAAAAAAAGCUAUACAUAUAUAUAUAAUUAAAAGGGUGGGGGGUUGGUUUUUUUUUCCACCCAGUUGAGCUGGGCUCACUUGAAAAGACAGGAGCACAACCAAAUGUUUUAUUAUUAUUAUUAGCAUGCUUUUGAGCUUUUUAACAGGGAGAGGGCAAUUGAGAAGAGAUAUUUACCUUUAUGUAAACACAAGUAUUGGACGGAAGCCAUUUUCGAUUGUCCUUUCUUUGAAAUGCGUGGGUUGGUUUUGCACACUCGGGCGGGUUGUAAAUACUUCAGUCUCCUUGCACAGAAAAUCAAAGAUGCGUUCACCCGGUUAAUGUCACACUAACCUGCUAAAAAAAGUAAAUUAUUGUUAAAAAAAAAUGCAAAAAGUCAAACAGGUGUGCGUCUUGUGAUAUGUGUCGACGCAGGAGGCGCACGGUGUGUAGAUAGAAAAGUGUUCUCACUACAAAUCACAAAGCUGCACUUUUCCAGUACGCUCCCAUCGUUGACAUGACGUCCGUCGGGUUUUGUCAUCGGAAUCUGGUCGGGUUGCCGAGGCGCCGGGAAUCACUCCACGUUGUACUGUAUAGAAAAACACCACAGGUGCUACUGGUCAGCCACGCCCACACAAGAUAACAAAACCUCAGGACAGUGUCACCGUCUACAAUCCUACCUGUUGUCAGCUUCGGGCGCCUCUGCAGCCGGGCCUCCAAAUUCCGAACUCGCUGACCCCCCCGGCAUGCACCCAUCGGAUUGAGAGACGUCUCAAUCCAGGCCCAUAGCAUUUACUCUGGUUUUGAGAUGAGAAACUUCUUUUCUUUCUUCUUUUUGGGUGAAACAUUUUUUUUUCUUUAAUGUUUUAUAUUUUGUACAUUUGUAUGUAACAUAUCAUGUAAAUAGACAGAGACAGUGAUUUAACUCAUCUGGAAGAUUUUGUAGUCUUUGUAAAAGCUCUAAAAAAAAUAAAUGGUAUUUGGUGUCACAAGCAAAAAAAGAAAA
Syngnathus typhle (broad-nosed pipefish) is the source of this 9292-nucleotide messenger RNA. It is a transcript of the gene nav3, whose product is annotated as neuron navigator 3. The coding region runs from base 313 to 7344 and encodes 2343 amino acids. The record is from RefSeq and is a predicted model, not a curated record. Gene Ontology annotation, molecular function: ATP hydrolysis activity; ATP binding; protein binding. The transcript has 41 exons. Gene Ontology annotation, biological process: neurogenesis; nervous system development. NCBI's taxonomy places the organism in Eukaryota, Metazoa, Chordata, Actinopteri, Syngnathiformes, Syngnathidae.